Messenger RNA from Solea senegalensis (Senegalese sole), 6766 nucleotides. Its product is annotated as aggrecan core protein-like. The record is from RefSeq and is a predicted model, not a curated record. The transcript has 20 exons. Gene Ontology annotation, molecular function: calcium ion binding; hyaluronic acid binding. Gene Ontology annotation, biological process: cell adhesion. Lineage: Eukaryota; Metazoa; Chordata; Actinopteri; Pleuronectiformes; Soleidae. The coding region runs from base 1 to 4527 and encodes 1508 amino acids.
AUGAUACGGUGGACUGUACUGCUGUCAAUGUAUCUGAGUGUCAUCUCAGCAACCUUUGACUAUGUUUAUGAGGAGCAAUCCAAUAUGGACCCAGAGGAUGUGCUUAUUGUGAGUAUUCCUCUGGAGGGCCAACAGCGUCCUUUACUGGGAGGAACAUUAGUACUACCAUGUCACUUUGAGGACCUAACUGUCCUAGACCCAGGAGCUCCCACCAUUGCCCCCUUGUCUCAUCGCAUCAAGUGGAGUCUUGUCACCAAAGAAAAAGUCACAACUGUACUUGUAGCCUUGGAGGGAAAAGUACGUAUCACAGAGAGCUAUCUGGACAGAGUUCAGCUGCUGGGCUAUCCUGAAACCCCAACAAAUGUCAGUAUCCAGAUAUCUGAGCUACGAUCCAGUGAUACGGGAGUGUAUCGCUGUGAGGUUCAGCAUGGCAUAGAGGACAAUCAUGACAUCGUCCAUGUGCAGGUUCAAGGUAUUGUGUUCCACUACCGGGCUAUCAUGGGUCGCUACACCUUGACUUUUGAAAAAGCAAAGGCAGUGUGCAACCAGAACAGUGCAGUCAUGGCUUCACCUGAACAGCUCCAAGCAGCAUAUGAUGAUGGUUUCCAUCAGUGUGAUGCUGGCUGGCUCUCUGAUCAGACAGUCAGAUACCCAAUCCAUGAUCCUCGUGUGAACUGCUAUGGUGACAAAGAGGAAUUGCCUGGAGUCAGGACAUAUGGAGUGAGAGGUCUGAAUGAGACUUAUGAUGUCUACUGCUUCGCAGAGAAGAUGACAGGCAGAGUUUUCUAUACUGCCUCUGCAGAAAAGUUCAGCUUCUCUGAAGCAGAGGCAGCAUGCUCUAAUAAGGGAGCUCGGCUGGCCACCACAGGUCAGCUCUACAUUGCCUGGCAGGGUGGGAUGGAUGUUUGUAAUGCUGGCUGGCUGCAGGACAGGAGUGUCCGCUAUCCCAUCAACAUUCGUCGGCCACAGUGUGGAGGGGGUCUCCUGGGGGUGCGAACUGUUUACCUCCAUACUAAUCAGACUGGAUAUCCAUUGCCUGAAUCCCGCUAUGAUUGUUUUUGCUACACAGAGUCUCCAGAUGAUGAAGCUUCAGGUGACAUCGAGGAGGGAAGUGGUGUACUGAGUGUUACAUCGGUGACAGAGACCCCAGAGGUAUUCCUCAGGAGGACAACAACAGAAAGUGAGGCAGUCGGGGAGGUGGAGAUUCAGCGACCCACCGUUGUGGACUUCACCUUCACGGGCAGCCCCACUGAGCUGCCACUGCCACAGCCACCCACUGUCACUGACCUUAUCACUGACCUGAUAAAAUCAGUCACCGCCAGGCCUGAAGUAGGGAGGGAUCCCAGCAAAGGCUAUGUGAUGCCUCCAAAUGGUGUGGUCUUCCAUUACCACUCAAGCCCUGGUCGGUAUGCAUUCACCUUUGUUGAGGCUCAGCUGGCCUGUCAGAGCACUGGAGCCUCAAUAGCCACACUAGCGCAACUCAAUGCAGCUUAUGAGGCUGGAUAUCACCAGUGUGAUGCAGGAUGGUUGCUGGACCAGACCGUAAGAUAUCCUAUUGUUUUCCCCAAAGAUAAAUGCGCUGGGGAUCUGGGAGACAAACCCGGAGUUCGGUCUUAUGGUUUAAGGCCAGCAAAUGAGAGAUAUGAUGUGUACUGCUACAUUGAUGGGCUCAAAGGUGAGGUUUUCCAUGUGGGAGCCGCUGAGGGUUUCACAUAUGAUGAGGCAUCUUCCAGCUGUCGAGAGCAACACGCAGUAUUGGCCUCCACUGGACAGCUAUACGCAGCAUGGAGGAUGGGUUUUGACAAGUGCCGUGCUGGAUGGCUAGUGGACGGAAGUGUUCGUUAUCCCAUCAACAACCCCCGUGCUGAAUGUGGAGCAGGGACAUCAAAAGUGCACACUGUGUACACCAACCCUAACCAGACACAUUUUCCUGAUCAUAGUGCCAGGUUUGAUGCAUACUGUUUCAGAGCUGACAUUUUCCUUAUUGCAAAUGAAACUGGACUGAACAUCACAGAUAUCCAGGAGGCCCUCUUAAACCUAACAUCCAUUACUGAUUUUUUGAGGCCUGUUGAACACUCUAUCACCCUUCCUAUCCCUGUGGAAAUGUCUGGCUCUGGUUCAGGCUCAGCAGACCUAGGUUCUGGGUCUGCUGUCGACACUGCCUCUUCGGGUCAUGUUGGUUCUGGAGAGCAGGCUACCUCCGGAGACCUCUCGGGCUCUGGAGAGCAGGCUACCUCUGGAGACCUCUCGGGCUCUGGAGACCAGGUUACCUCUGGAGACCUCUCGGGCUCUGGAGACCAGGUUACCUCUGGAGAUCUGUCUGGAUCUGGAGACCAUGUUAUAUCUGGAGAUAUGUCUGGCUCUGGAAACCACUUUACCUCUGGAGAUAUGUCUGGCUCUGGAUACCACUUUACCUCUGGGGAUUUGUCUGGAUCUGGAGAUCAGGUUUCCUCUGGAGAACUUGCUGGUAGUGCACGUGCUGAACUGUCCAGUGGAGAAUCUGGUCUUGGUAGUGUAGAUGCUUCUGGAUCAGGUCUUAGUGGAGAAGAAUCUGGCAUUGCUGUUAUCUUUUCAGGCAUUGACAGCACUGACCAUGGAGAAGGCUCAUUUUCAGGAGGACCCCAAGAAGCUGGAGAGGGGAGUGCAGGGAUUCUUAUUGUUCCUUUACUUGAAGCAGGGUUUGGAGUGAUUAGUGGUAGUGGGGACUUAUCUGGAUCAGGGUUCAGCUCUGCAGAGAGUGGUUCUGCCACUGAAAGCUCUGGAGAAAGUGGGCAACACUCUGGCAUUCCUUCUGGUUUCAUUACCAGUGAGGACUUUUCUGGGUUCAGUGGUUUCCCAUCAGGAUUAUUCUCUGGAAGUGCUAGUGGAUACUCAGGAGAGCUUUCAGGAAAUGAAAAUGCUCAAAUCUUUUUCAUAGGUGAUGAAAUUAUUGAUGCAUCCACUCCAAGUACCCACAAGGAGUAUGAGCUUGGUGAGGACCAACUGCUGUUCAGUGGCUCAGGAGACAUCUCAGGAUCUGGGAUUCUCAGUGGGGAUCACAGUGGCUCAGCCUCUGGAUGUGACUCAGGGUUCUUCUCAGGCAUGACUUUUGUGGGAUCUGGUUUCACAGAACUUAUUGUGUCAUCCUCUGGAGAGCAGGAGGCCUCUGGGUUUUUACUUUACAAUUCUGGGCAAGGGAGUGGUGAACAUUUGUCUGGAUUUGGAAGCGCAAGUUUCAUCUCUGGGUCCGGAUCAGGAAUGUCUGGAUCAGAGUCUUCUACAAGUGGAGACGAAGGCAGUUUAUCAUUUUUGAGUGGGGAUUUCACGAAAGAGGUAUCCAGAGAUACUAUAUUGUCUAUGGAGCAUGGAAAGGGCUCAGUGGAGUACAGUGGAGAAGGUAGCAGUAGCAGCAGUGGCCUCUUUUCUGGCAGUGGAGACUACUACACGUCCACAGCCAGUGGCAUUUCCUCAGGUGUUUCCUCUAGAGAUCUACCACAGGUGGUGUUGCCUUCGCCAUCCAGCCAAUGGACAGUCACAGAGGGCAGUAAAGGAUCAGAGAAAGUCCUUACUAAGGUUGACAUAUCAAAGACCAUUGAUAAUGUCUAUGGGACCCAUGGGCAUGCACUCGCCCCUGCAGGAUUGGCUGCUCCUCCCACCACAGAUACACCAGCCUCUGUGCAGACACCAGGCAUCGUUGGAAAAACAGUAGAAGGUGGAUUCCACCCAUGCAAUCCCAAUCCAUGUGGUGCUGCUCUAUGCACAGAAGAGGAUGGGGUUGCUCUCUGCCAUGAGAUAGAUGUGUGCCACUCCAACCCUUGUGCCAAUGGAGCAACCUGUGUGGAGAGUGCAGACUCUUACAAAUGCUUAUGCCUGCCAAGUUACGGAGGGGAACGUUGUGAGAUCGAUGAACAGCAGUGUGAAGAUGGUUGGAUUAAGUUUCAGGGGAACUGCUACCUACACUUCUCUGAUAGAGAGAUGUGGCUGGAUGCGGAGAAUCGCUGCCGGGACCUGAACGCCCACCUGGUCAGCAUUGUCACCCCAGAGGAGCAAGAUUUUGUGAAUUCAAAUGCUCAGGACUACCAGUGGAUUGGACUGAAUGAUAAGACAAUAGAAAAUGACUUCCGCUGGACAGAUGGCACGGCACUGCAAUUCGAGAACUGGAGACCAAACCAGCCAGAUAAUUACGUCAACUUAGGAGAAGACUGUGUAGUGAUGAUCUGGCACGAGAGCGGCCAGUGGAAUGAUGUGCCCUGUAACUACCACCUGCCGUUCACCUGCAAGAAAGGCCCAGUGUUUUGUGGUGCCCCACCAGAGGUGGAGAAUGCCCGCAUGUUUGGUAACAGGAGGGAGGAGUAUCCUGUCAACUCUAUCAUCCGGUAUCAGUGUAACACAGGAUUUAAACAGCGCCACCCACCAGUGGUUCACUGUAAAACAGACGGACAGUGGGAGAAGCCCCAGGUGGAAUGUACUGAUGUGAAAACCAGAAAAAGAAUACAGCGGAGGGGCAGCAAGAGUCUGGCAGCCAAGCUUCACUCAGAAGGAAAAUAAAAAGUAAUAUAUUGUUAUAAAAGGACAUUUACAGUACACGAAAAUCCAUUUUCCAUUUUAGUGGAGAUUAUUGAGAAGGUUAUAUUGUUGGAGAGCCCAGACAAAGUGUGCUACAUCAUGGUAAAGUGAUUUGUUUGGCUGCUGUAUGCCCUGUCCUCUGCCCCUUAAUAUAUUUGAAUUAAAUUAAUUAAUUUUAUUGUUUUUGAGUUUAUUUUAUAUUGAAUAUAUUGUAAAAUAAUCUUAUUUGGUGAAAUCAUUCCUGGUAUCUCUAGUCUGCUGUAGAUUUGUAUCACAGCCACAUAAAUGGUUGUUUGUGUAUGUUGGUGUUUAACUUUUGGAGAGAUGGAGAGACACAAUAAUGUUUAAAAAGGGAUAGUGGCGCAUAUUUUGACAAUGACUCCUCAGUCAGUGGGAUUUCUGCUCAUCGUUUUUUUUGCUCAAACAUUGAAAGUAGUCAAACACAAACCUUUCUUCUUUGAGGUCACAACAGGGAGUGAAUGGGUUGAGAAGUCUAAAUCAUCAAAGCCGAAAUGAGGGCCUAAUUCUUUUUGGGGAUAUAACAUCUGAAACAGAUAAAUCAGCUACAACUAAAGUAGUAUGGCUCUGUGGAAAAGGCCAGCCAUUUUUCUGGCAGCUUUGUUUUGCACCAGUCAGCUAAUUUACCUGCUGCAUGUUGUUUGUACAAGUCCCCAGGAAAAUAUUGUGCAGGCAGGAACUUUUUCCAACCCACAUUUAAUCAGGCUUUUAUUUAAAUGAAAUGAUUGUGAAAGUGGUGAGUAUUACAGGUGAUGGCAGUAUUUAACAUUAGCAAAUUGUUUGCACAACAAUAAAACUUAUUUAUAUAGCAUUAUUUAUGACAAAAAAGCAGCUCAAACUGCUUUUCAAGGAGAUGUAAAGGAAUAGAUACAGGACAUAUGAUAGGAGCAAUACAACAAUGAAAUGUUGAGAAGUAAAGAUUUAUGCUAGCUAAUAUAGCUAGAUUUUGCUUCAUAUUUCAUAGAAAAACUGUUUUUUCUCAUGUAGUAAAUUAGCAUAUUUCACAACUAUUCAUUAUACUAUUCAUUAAAUGUGUUAUUUCACACUUUACUCUGUAUUACCUUUCCUAACUUCAACUAAUUCAAUUGUGUAUUUUGACAUUUUAGGCAUUACUGAAUGUGAUUUUAUUUCAAAUAAAAUCCCCUCCCACAGUGGUGGCAAAAAAACACAUAACUGUCUGAUAAUAAUAAUAAUUAACCAACCAGUCACAAAUCUUUAAUUUACUUUUCUGCCGGACUGAGCCUGUAAUUGUUACACAAAAGAUUCAGGGCUGCUGAAUGAGAGGUUGUGAGCAGCAAGUUCUUCUAGAUCCUUUACGACACCAUAAAUCAUAUUUCAUCUGCAGAACAAUUGGUUUGUCGGUUUGCCAUGUGGCUGUUUUUUUUCAUCUUUUAUUUUAUGUGUUUUUCCAAAUCACCAUCAUGUUCCACAAGGCUGUGCAGUGCAUAGUGUUUGUGUGGAGCAAUGAAUCUAAUGAACCUGGUAUUUAUCUGUUUCAUUUUUGCAACCUCAGUGGAAAAAAACACCACUGUAAACAUUGCCUUGUGUUAUUAUUUUCCAUUUUUGACUGCUUUCAUUUCAUACACUUGUUUUAUGUCAUUGUUGCUGAAUCUGGGGGCUGUGCCUCCAUCAAACAUACGAUUGCCUGCUGAAUGAUAAGCCAAAUACUACAAUUUCAAGCUGUACAUGAAUGUGCUAUAAACCUUUAUAUUCACAGAUUUAUAGGAUAAACCUAGUGAUAUUUCAUAGCUCCCUAAUCUCAUGAAGAGACCUAAACCACGUAGAGCGAGACAGAUCUGAGUCUGUAUACAAGGGUGUGUGUUCCUUUACCUCAUCAUCACAGACACACUAGUUUCAUCAGUUAAUUUUACAACUGUUCACUGUAGCACCAAUGCUCAAUGCUGAAAAUCAUUAACUGUGAUGUUUGAUAAAAAACUGCAGUAAUAAUGCAAUAAUGCACACUGAAAGAAAUUAGUGAAAGACAGACAUGAAAGUGAGCUUUGUGGUUUAUGUCUUCUCAGGGGAGAUCUGGACACUAAGAAAGACACCAGCCUUAUCCUUGAAGACAUAAAAUAUGAGAUAGAAAUAAACUUAUAUAAUAUAUUAACAAAUGUUUUCCUAAUUCUUGCCUGAUGGAAUUAACCUACAUGUGACCUAAUUUUAAGUUCUUGUACUCUGAAGAUGCUUUAUUCAAUAAAUGUUA